Messenger RNA from Magnolia sinica, 1631 nucleotides. RefSeq lists its product as uncharacterized. The coding region runs from base 295 to 1404 and encodes 369 amino acids. The transcript has 5 exons. The record is from RefSeq and is a predicted model, not a curated record. Lineage: Eukaryota; Viridiplantae; Streptophyta; Magnoliopsida; Magnoliales; Magnoliaceae.
CUCUCUCUCUCUGUCGAUCUUUCCCAUUUUCAGCCGUCGAAACUUCAUCGAUCAGACGCGGUUCUUCAGAUGCGCUGACGAGAGACGCCGCGUCUGACAAAAGCCACCAAGAGAGUCAAACGCAAGUAUCUCUUCUUCUUGUCAUCAGUUCGUUCGAUGAAGCAGAUGGGAAGAUCUCUCAGAAGCAGCAAGAACACGCCUUCUUCUAGAAGCGUCUCGUGGCCAAGAAUCCGAGGGCACCAAAACCGAUGAAAGUGUUUCCUUGUAGAAGUAGGAGAUUUAUAAAGAACGAGAAUGGCUAGAAUUGGUGUAUUUGUGGCUUCUUUUGUACUGUAUCUUCUCUUCGUAGAUUGCCACGCUGCAGAAACAGAUGUCAAGAAGGCGGAUCCGAAUUCUGUACUCGAUCCAAAAGAUGGAAGCCGAUCGGUUGAGAAAUUGAAAACAGGGUCGGAUUCGGAAUCUGCGAAAGUCGAUGAAGGAAAGAAAGGUGGAGUUCUGGGUGGAGGGUUGGAAGGGGAAGUCAAGAAAGAUUCCGGAGUGAAUGAUUCACACGGAAAUAGUAAGGUGGAAAAAGAUAAGAGUGGGAUGAGUAAAGAUUUGGGCGUGGAUGGUGGGCAGGAGAAGAAGGGCUCAACGAAUGAGGGAUCUGAUUCUAAGGUUGCGGAAGAGGGGGCCAUCCAAGGAGGGGAUUCUGCCCUUCAGAAAGCUUCGAGGAAGGAGAAUUCCCGGGCGGAAGAGUGCGAUGCAUCUAAUAUGUGCACGGAUGACAAGAACAAGUUGGUUGCCUGUUUCAAAGUCCCGGGAAAUGAAUCACCAGAUCUUUUGCUUUUGAUCCAGAACAAAGGAACAGAGUCUCUUACUGUUAAGAUUACUGCCCCCAACUCUGUCGAUCUUGAGCAAACCACGGUUCAACUACCAGGGAAAGAAGAUAAAAAGGUGAAGGCUUCCAUUGGAAGCAGCAUUGGAAGCAGUGUCAGUGACAGGAUGAUAGUCUUGAAAACUGGGACUGGUGUCUGCAAGCUUGAUUUACCAGAUAUACCCAAUUCUGGCAAGGGGACUGAACAUGCACCACAGUCCAGAUACUCUAUCAUCUUCACCCAUGCCUUCGCCAUCUGUGUUUUUGUAGCUGCAGUGCUGCUCAUAGGGGCAGCUUGGGCAUGUGUUAAAUUCCGGAAAGGCCAGGGAUUCAGAUACCGGAAGGUGGAGAUGGAGCUGCCAGUUUCCAACGGAGGGAAGAUGGAGAGUGAUACAUCUGAUGGAUGGGAUAACAGUUGGGGUGACAACUGGGAUGAUGAAGAGGCGCCGAAAACGCCUUCACAGCCUGUUUCGAAUCUGUCGUCCAAAGGCCUUGCUUCCCGGCGAUCUAAUAACAAAGACGGUUGGCAGAAUAGCUGGAAGGAUUAAACUUGGAAGAAAGAAAAGUAGAAGGAAAAGAAAAUCGAAAGUUUUUUUUUUUUUAUAAUCAUUUAAGGUCUCUCUCUCUCUCUCUCUCUCUCUCUCUCUCUCUCGUAUUGAUUUUUGGGUUGUGCUUAACCACUUAAAAAUCUAUAAGCAAACAUAAGGAGUGCGUUUGGAUGCACUAUCUAAUUGAAUUGCAAUAGUCAGUCUAAUGGAAGUGGGAAUUGAUCAAA